Molecule: messenger RNA, 1307 nt
Organism: Solanum lycopersicum (tomato)
Lineage: Eukaryota; Viridiplantae; Streptophyta; Magnoliopsida; Solanales; Solanaceae
Product: thylakoid lumenal protein TL20.3, chloroplastic
Source: RefSeq, a predicted model, not a curated record
CACAACAAUGACCAUCUGUCAUUGGAUUCACAACAACUACCUAUUCCUCACAAAAUAGAAAUGUAAAAAAAAACAGAACAGGAGAGAAUACAUAUGUACACUUUACAAAGCCUAUCCAAUUUGUCCAAAGAAUUGUGGUUGAAAGAAGUGGACAAAAGAAAAAAAAAUCCAUCUAGAAAUCCCUUUGUUCUUGACAGAAACAAAUCACACACACACACACACACAAAAAUGGCACUUAAUUCCAUCUCAUUACUUCCCAUAAAAUCCAUUAACAUCUCUUCCUCAUCUAUUCGUUAUUAUAAAGUUUUUAUUCCUCAAAAAUCCUCCAAAAUUGUUUGUCAAGUGGAAAAAUCAAAUUCAAAUAUAGAAAUAAAGAAGUGGAAGGCCAUAGUUUCCACUGCAUUAGCAGCUGCAGUGAUUACAUUUAGCUCAAACAUGGCUGCUAUGGCUGACUUAAAUAAGUUUGAGGCAGAUACAAGGGGUGAAUUUGGUAUUGGUUCUGCUGCUCAAUUUGGUUCUGCUGACCUAAAGAAAACAGUUCAUACAAAUGAAAACUUCAGACUAGUAUUCAUGUUCCCAUUGGACUUGCUGAUACAGAAGAGCCAAUUUCACAUCUGCUGAUAUGAGGGAAUCGGAUUUCAGUGGUUCAACGUUCAAUGGUGCAUACCUAGAGAAAGCAGUUGCAUAUAAAGCGAACUUCUCAGGUGCAGAUUUGAGUGACACAUUGAUGGAUCGGAUGGUACUUAAUGAAGCUAAUCUCACUAAUGCUGUUCUUGUUCGAUCUGUUUUGACUCGGAGUGACCUUGGUGGUGCCAUCAUUGAAGGUGCUGAUUUCAGUGAUGCUGUUAUAGACCUCCUGCAGAAACAGGCACUUUGCAAGUAUGCUAGUGGGACUAACCCCGUGACAGGAGUUAGCACCAGAAAAAGUCUAGGCUGUGGGAAUAGUAGACGAAAUGCAUAUGGAAGUCCAUCGUCUCCUCUGCUUAGCGCUCCACCUCAGCAGUUGCUCGAUCGUGAUGGAUUUUGUGAUUCAGCCACUGGUCUCUGUGAAGCAAGCUGAAAAAAAAUGUCCAUGUACAUAAAUAUAUGAAGAAAGAAAAGAGUUCUGGCAUCUCCUUCAAAUUAUGCGUGCACAGUUUAACUCAGGCAGAAAACAUAAGCUACAUCUUGAGAAUUAUUGGUUCAAUUAUGUUUCAAUAUGGAUGCAAAAGUUUAAUUUGAAUACAAAAUCUUGAAACAUCAAUAUUUGUUGAUGUCUUGAUGAUAUAUUUGUUUUAAACAAUCUUAGUUUUUUGUUGCAGCCAUCA